AUGGAGCUCGACCUUCUGGGCCUCGGCUUGCCGCCGCCGGCGGCGGCCGCGGUCCGCCGCGGAGCCGUCCUUCGACGAGCCCCUGCGUUUCGCGGCGGGCCCCGAGACCCCUUCCCCGGCGCGCGCGCGCGCGUGCGCCGGCGCGCCGUGGACACGGCGGCCGACGACGACGUCCCUGCGCCUCCGGCGACCAGGCUGAAGCCCUCGUCGGCGGCGCCGUGGCCCGCUCACCCACCGUUCCUGAAGGUUUGCGUUCCGGGCGCCGCCGCUGGAGAUAAGUUUCCACGAGCCUGUCAGCUCGGUUCUUACAGGGGGGUAUUCCCAUCGGCGCCGAGCGUGCAGCGCGCCAUUGCCACGAGCACGCCGUCGCCGCAAGGCGCCAGCGCCGCCGCUGCAAGCGGGUUCGGUAGGCCACCACAGGUUGCCGCCGGGCCGAUCUUUGAGGGGUCCGCAGCAGCGUCCAGGUCCAGCAGCGAUCCAGACCAUUCCAGGGCGCCAUUGACGAUAAUCUACGCUGGCUCUGUGCGUGCAUUCGACAGUGUCCCGAUGGAACAGGCUGAGAAGAUUCUGUUUCUGACUGCAAAAGAGGCUCAAGCUGCAGAAACCCCGGCCUUCCAACAGCCAGUGCUGCACUCGGAUCUAGCUGCUGCACCCCCAAGUAGUGCAGCGCAGGUGAUGAUGCUCUUGGGUUUGGCUAAUGUCAAAGAUAGUCUUCUACCGAAGAGGACGGCGUCCCUUGCCCGCUUCCUGCAUAAACGCAAGCAAAGGCAGGCGAUAACUAUUCAGCUCUGCAAGUUCAUGUUACUAUUUUCAAAUUUCUAUAUAUAUAUAAGUACAUAGCACGUAAUCCUGAUGAUGCAGAAAAAAAACACAUGUUCUGAAAUAUAUAUGGCUCCUAAUAAGAAACUGUUACUGGUAAUCUCAGUUCCGAUCCCAGUGAAUGGGACAAUCAGAUUGUGUCAUGCUGAAUCUGACUUGGGACAUUCUUGUACUUUGAUUUGCUUCUCGCAGGUUGGAGAGUGCAGCAACAAUUCCUUACCCUCGUGGAGGGGAAUUACCUGCUCAAAUGGACGCUUCCACUGCGGUUUACGCGCAAGAUGAAGCCCCGUUUGGGGACAUGGACCAUCCAUGGGCCUCCGAGGAUGGUCCAAAGAGCAUGAAAGAAAAUCAUGGCGAGGGGCCAGUAAACACUGAGCUAAAGAUCUAGCUGGUGGUGUAAAAUCAUCGGUCCAUAUCUCGGUUUCAGUUUUACUAACAACGCUUGCCGAGAUCAAGGCCAAAUUUUGGAUCAGUCUGGUAGAUUUUGAGCCACCAAUCUAAGCAGAAAAUCUUCUGGUGCAUGCAUUGGAUUGCAAGAGCUUCAUAGAGAGAUUUUGACUUCAGUUCCUGCACAUUCUUGGUCUUCAACACGGGUUCUCUCAGAAUUUUUAUGGCUCAUUCAUAGCAGAAACCCAAUAUAGGAUCUAUGCUGUACUAAGAUCUAACAUGUUGUACCGGAUCAGUGUGACCGCUAAUUGCACGUUUUUGUGUGGCGGGGGUGUAACAGUGUUGGGUGGCACGUGUUGAUAUCUUGAUCCAACCAGCUGCUUUAGUUGCUAUAGUUUUUUUUCCUGAUGUUAGCUCGGGUGCCAUUGUUUUUUUUUUCUCUCGACCCCUUUGAG
Messenger RNA from Panicum virgatum (switchgrass), 1661 nucleotides. Its product is annotated as transcription initiation factor TFIID subunit 4-like. The record is from RefSeq and is a predicted model, not a curated record. Gene Ontology annotation, cellular component: nucleus. The coding region runs from base 1 to 840 and encodes 279 amino acids. The transcript is spliced from 4 exons. Gene Ontology annotation, biological process: regulation of defense response; response to wounding; regulation of jasmonic acid mediated signaling pathway. Lineage: Eukaryota; Viridiplantae; Streptophyta; Magnoliopsida; Poales; Poaceae.